Messenger RNA from Neocloeon triangulifer, 1351 nucleotides. It is a transcript of the gene HSPBAP1, whose product is annotated as HSPB1-associated protein 1. Gene Ontology annotation, molecular function: 2-oxoglutarate-dependent dioxygenase activity. The coding region runs from base 153 to 1313 and encodes 386 amino acids. The record is from RefSeq and is a predicted model, not a curated record. The transcript has 8 exons. Lineage: Eukaryota; Metazoa; Arthropoda; Insecta; Ephemeroptera; Baetidae.
UCAAAAUUGUCAACAAACACUAACAAAAGAGACAAGCAGCAUCCAGCAGAGCAACACAAACAGUCAUUUUCCUUUAAUAAUUUCUCCCGCGCCGCUUCUGAUCAAAAGUUAAUUUUAAUUCAAAGUAAACGAUUGGCAAGGAGGCAAAAAUAAUGUCGAUGCCGGAGUCUGCAUCCUGUACUGCUGCUUAUUCUGUGCGAAACAUUCUUGAUUCAUCGAAGGUACCACUUCUGCUGAAAAACAGGGCAGACAAAUGGAACAUUACCAAGACAUGGACAUUAGAGGACUGGGGUCAAAACAUCGGCUUUUCUAAACUGCUGCCUUUCCGCUGCGGACAAAAUUUUCACACAGAGGAACCGCAAUGGGAGUCUUUGUGCGUUAAGAAAGAUUUGACAAUGAGGCAAUUUAUAGAUCACUGUCUGUCAAAUGACGUGAGUGCAGAAUGGCUCUAUUUUGAUUACAAACACCUCAACGAAUGGUUUCAAGACAAUGAAGAUUUUCUGAAAGAUAUUGAUUGGGGCAUUGUUGGGUUUCCUGAAAGAAAAAAGAGCGACUCGACUUUGUGGAUCGGAAGCAAAGGUGCACACACUCCUUGCCAUGUUGACACUUAUGGCUUCAACUUGAUUGCCCAAAUCUAUGGACAAAAACAGUGGUUCUUGUUUCCACCUGAGAGUGGAGAAAUCUUGAAAGCAACAAGAGUGCCCUACGAGGAGUCAAGCAUAUACAGUCAAAUUAACUUCUUUUCUCCAUCAGAAGUGGAAUCUCUCGAUGCGUAUGUUGUGACCCUAGAUCCAGGCGACGUUUUGCUUGUGCCCAACGGAUGGUGGCACUAUGUUGAGACUAUUUCCGAAGCUGCGAUAAGUCUCAACACUUGGGUACCACUGGCUAGUGAUGCACACAAGCAGCUUGAAGAGGCGCUCGUAAAACUUUUUGUGUCUUCCGUCUGCCGACUAAGCUCAAAUGCGUCAAAAAUUUUGAAUCCCAAUGAGAGCAAUCUUGAGGAUGAAAAUAUCCUCAAUUAUAUCCAGUGGGCGACGGAAGCGAGUAAAAAAUUGAGUCUCGACGAAAAGCCUCCUGCUGCAAAGAGAGCCUGCCUUGAUCUUAAUGAACUUCCUGAAGGUAUUUCAAGGUUGAAAAUAUUCCCUGCAGAUCAGUUUAGAAAAAUUUUGAGACUAAAGAGAAAAAAUAUUAGUAAAAGGUCAUCUACAAUCUUGCAAAAUGACACUGAUUUUGAACUGAGCAGAAGACUGAUAAAUGCUAUGUGUAGCCAACAGGUUCUAGCAACUAUUGCUAGUAAAAUUACAAACGAAUAAAAAAUAAUUAUCACUUAUUAUACAAUGCUUCUAUAUUU